Messenger RNA from Rubroshorea leprosula, 915 nucleotides. The record is from the annotation of a GenBank genome assembly. NCBI's taxonomy places the organism in Eukaryota, Viridiplantae, Streptophyta, Magnoliopsida, Malvales, Dipterocarpaceae.
GUCCGGCUUCUGCUAUGCCGUCGUUAAUGAGGCUGAAGAGUCCAUGUCCUUGACAUCUACAACAUCUAUGCUCCUCUAUGCACCCAAGGAAACCUCACAAAUUGCCCGCAGAAGCCUUUGGUGAGUUAUUUGUUGAUUUCUUGAAUGAGGACUUUCGUCCAACUGUUGAUGAUCGUUCCUAAUUUGCUCCCGUUGUGAGUGCAGGGAAUUUUUUGAUCCAUGCACUGAUAAUUAUGUUUCUGCUUAUCUCAACCAGCCGAACGUUCAGGAGGCCCUCCAUGCCAACGUUACGAGACUGAAAUUUGACUGGCAACCUUGCAGCCAAGUUCUCAGGAAUUGGCAAGAUGGUCCAUAGACAGUCAUUCUUCUUCUGAAGGAGUUCAUGGAAGCUGGACUCAGGGUCUGGGUAUACAGUUAAAGAAAAGGAAAGGAGCAAUUCUUAUUAUGAUUAUUAUUAUUAUUAUUAUUAUUAUUAUUUGAGUUUAAAACCUACAAAUUGGUGGACCUCUAAUCUUUUCAAACUUUGCAAUAAUAAUCCUUUCCAGUGGGAUAUCUAUGGAAAAGUUCUGGUGACUUCAAUCAGGUCCUUGAUUAACGUGAUGAAGCUUCCGGCGAAAACUGCUUGGCAUCCUUGGUUUCUCAAAGGAGAGGUAGGUGGCUAUACACAGGUUUACGGCGGAGACUUGACAUUUGCGACAGUGAGAGGGGCGGUACAUGAGGUGCCGAGCUACCAAUCCAGGAGAGCUCUUUCAGUUCCUGGCCGGCACACCUCUGCCGGCUACUUUGCAAAAUACCAGAUUUUCUGAAUUAAUUUUCUACAUAACUUCUCAACUGAGAAGUAGAAAUAUUUCUAGUUGAAAAAUUGAAAUCACAUAUAUAAUAUAGUACAUGAUUGAUCUCAAAAUCUGUAAAGAA